CGAGAAACGGGGUGCAUCAACGAUUUUCCGAGCGACACGCAGGGGCCCGGACACGGAAAUUUCAACGUCGCUUCGGCAAUUUUCAAAUCCGAUCCGUGGUGCAUGGCAAAAACCAAAAACUACCGAGUGGCAGUUGUUACAGUCAGCGACGGAUUUGAAAAUUAUCUUGAAAUUUUCUCGUGAGCCGGUCCUACUGCAAAUAGCACGUGCGGGACCAAGCCCAGCACCACUGAAGCAAGUCUACUUCGCAUUCGAAAUCGAAACGAUCACGACGAAAGCAGCCCUGCAAAUAGUCGCAAGCCUAUACGUGGCGGUACGCGCGGCCGAAGCGCAGGCGGUGAAAGAAGUCUUCUUCCUCCGCGAGGUCGAACAACAAGUAAGCGACGCGAUCCUGCACCCAGAACACAAACAGCCUCCGCUCGAGACCUGGCUGCAGAAAUACCCGAUCUUCUUCCGCCACUACUGCAAACUCCCCCUCUUCUUCAACGCCGAUGUCAAGCGACGCCGAAAUCUUCAAGAUCGAUCCGGAAUUCGCGGGUCACGCGCACACCCCUGGCGCACAACAAACCGCACCAAGCCCCGGGCCGCAUUCGACUAUGCAGCGGCGAAUGCCGCAACCGCUGCUGCCAGCUGGGUCAGCAAGUCAGCAGGGACAACCCGGAGCGGUGCCUGUGCACCAAGGCGGAAAAAUACCAGGAAAUCCGGUCGACGUGGAGUACAUGAAAAUGUGGUAUCCCGAAACGGCUGGCAAGAUUGA
Molecule: messenger RNA, 757 nt
Organism: Amoebophrya sp. A120
Lineage: Eukaryota; Dinophyceae; Syndiniales; Amoebophryaceae
Source: the annotation of a GenBank genome assembly